Molecule: messenger RNA, 3511 nt
Organism: Nothobranchius furzeri (turquoise killifish)
Lineage: Eukaryota; Metazoa; Chordata; Actinopteri; Cyprinodontiformes; Nothobranchiidae
Biological process (GO): protein polyubiquitination; proteasome-mediated ubiquitin-dependent protein catabolic process; negative regulation of translation
Molecular function (GO): translation repressor activity; protein binding; ubiquitin protein ligase activity
Source: RefSeq, a predicted model, not a curated record
GAUGGGUGUGUGUCAGAAGGAGGUGGGACUGGUACCAGCAGGUCAGAGCUGAUCCAGCAAUACUGGAGAAACCUGCACAGGUAAUACCACCAUCAUCCAGUGCAUCUGUUUCUGUAUAAAGGGAGAAAAGGGUUAAAUUCAUGAAAGGAGGAUUCUGAAAUCCACCACUGACAAUGUUAAUGAGGUAUUAUUCUGAAAGAAAACCCCUUCCUGGGUUGACUGCCUUGCUGACAUACAUCCCUCCACAUCAGCGUGAUGUGACCACCUCUCCUCCCUUAUCCUUUACCCCACGAGAGUCCAUCUUCACACCACAACGUCUUCCUUCACCCCCUCCAUGGGUGACACAGGCAAUAUCAAACCUGGAGCAAGGUGAACAGGAGCUUCAGAGCCUCAGGGACAGAAAGCAAGCUGAAGUGGAGGAGGUGAACCGCGAUUUAGACAAUGCCGUGAUAGCAGCUCAGCGAGAGGAGCGGCGCCUUCUCGAGAAGGUAGAGCAGGACCACCAAGAAGCACAGCGACUUCUAAGUCAGGUAAAGAGAGAAAACGCAGCAGCCGUGAGAGUUGUUCAGACACUUGUUGAUCAGCAACUUCGAAAAAUUGGACAAUUAAAGGAACAAAUUCAAAGAUGGGGUUUAACUGCUGGUGAAUCCAACAAAGAUCAGCUCCAGAGAUAUGUGGAAGAGGCCACACAGCCAUGGGAAAUCUCUCUAACCCUAAAAAGGGUGAGUUUCAAAUCAAGCCCCCAGUCCAAGUCCUUUUACCUGGGGGAGGUUGACAUUUGUGAGCAAAGUAUGACUUACCACAUUGGAGGGUGUGGUGACCAAGGACAUAAGUGUGCCCUACACUCUGGUAAAGCAAUAUUUUCAAACAUAACUCCAUGUGAAAUACGAAAAGAACCACAACCAAAUAGAGGAGGGCAAAGGUGCAGUCCAGAGGACAAUAAAACAAAUGGAGGGACUGUGCGAUCUGUUCGGAAACUACAACUGUCGAGUUCUACGGAGAACAAAGAAGAGUUUAAACCAUCUAAGCCUCCCAUACCAAGACACCGUGGUCUAUCCGAAUCUUCCCAAGAAGAGGAGGUGGAAUCGGUUUGUUCAGACACACUGGGACAUGACCUUUUCUUGUCUAUUCCAACAGUCCCUAGUCAAGGUGAAUCUGAGAGUGAUGACUUUGAUGGUAGAUACAAUGAAACAAAGAGGCACAGUAUAGUGAAAAGCAAAAGAAGGCAAAAAGCUCUUGUAUUGGUGUCAUGUGAGGAACCAUCCUGCUCUAUCGAAGAAAUGGAUGGAAAAAGAAACAACACCACAUGUUCUCCAGUAACUAGAUGCAAAGGCUCACCCUCCAGGCAUAACCUGGUAGACCUUUCCUCAAGGCAUCUUACUUCUUCACAAAUAUGUAUCACAAAGAAGAAGACCCCAACAGAAUCUUCAGUGGACAGUGGAAGUCCUCCAUCUCCAGUGGGCAGUGAAGAUUCCUGCUACACUUAUACUCUGAGUGCCCCAUCUUUUAAGCAAGACCACUACCGCUCAUUGUCUGUAGCUGACCUUUCUGGUAACGCACUUCCUCUAAUUGCGAGUGACAAGAUUGAGUGCAGAUCCUUGAGAAAGGUCAACAGAAUGCGUCUUACAUCUGAACGGUCAACUUCUGAGCAAGGUCAAGAGUCCAGCUCAGAUUGCAACAAGAACUUAGCAAGAUAUGAUGAAAGACAGUCAAGAUCUCAAACUCGCAUUACACACGAAUUAGGUGUAAGUCGCAGAUCUCAGUCCCUGUCAGCUAUUGACGGUGACAAGUCAAAUCAAGUCAAAGAUCUAGAUGGAUACAGGAAAGAUAAGAAAGAGAGAGCCGAUGGGGCCGAUAAGGAGGCAGAUAAAAUUGGAGGUUCAACUGCCCUCGACUCAGCUUAUUUGAUCAAACAGCUAGGGAAACAAGGAUCUGGUCGCACGGACUUCAACCUGCCAAGUGGUGUCCAUGCAACUGUAAGAGGGCAGCUGUUUGUGGUAGACUGUGGUAAUGCGCGAAUUCAAGUGACAGACCUCCAGAAGAAUGUUGUACAGCAAGUGUCUCCUGGACCAGAAAGAUCUUCUCGUAUUUGUAACUACUUUGAUGUGGCUGUGAACUCAAAAGGUUUGAUUGCUUUAACUUGUGCUGCUGAACGAGCUGUGUUGGUGUUCAGUCGUCAUGGACGCCUUCUGCAAACAUUUGGAGGCACAAUGAUUGGUUCCACCAAUGAAGACCUUGAUGCACCAAGAGGCAUCACCGUUACAUGGCAAGAUGACUUCUUGGUGGCUGACAUCAAGCGUGGUACCCUAACCAAUCUAAAACUGGACCCUAAAACCGGAGUAAGGUUGGAACGCACAGUGAUAACCGGGUUCCACAGACCCUACUUGGUGGCAGCCUGUCUCACAACUGGGCUCAUGGCAGUGACGGAACGAGGCAAUGAAACUGGGCGUGUUCCAUGCAUACGAGUCCUGGCACCAGGCUGGAACACUCUCCGAAUCCUCGGGGUGUGCUCUGGACUGGGGCCUACUCUGACCUGCCCUUGGGGGCUUUGUAUAGACAGUGAUGGAGAUGUCUUGGUGGCAGAUUGGGGCAAGCAGAAGCACUGUGUGCUCAUAUAUCCAUCCAAAGGGGUGGGCUGGCCCCUAGUGACUGACAACCUUAACAGCCCGAGGGGGUUGGCUCUGCUUCCUGGUGGUCAUGUGGUUGUAUCUGACAGCUUGAAUCACUGUAUUAAGAUCUACCGUUACAAGUGAACUGCAUGGAACUGUAGACAUAGUCAAAUAUAUACGUAUAUACAGACCAAGUCCUAAUCAAUUUGUUUUAAAGGUUUACAUCUGCAUAGAGGUGUCUACCUUUUUUAUGGUUUAACUUGGUAUUUAUAUUUGAUGAGUCCAAAAUUUUUAAAAAUACUUUUAUGGUAUUCUCAUAGUCAAAAAUUACAAACACAUAGAAAAAUAAUGAUAGACGUCUGUUUUGCUGCAAUCCAACUUAUUUUAUCAGCAAAUCUUAUGUUUUAUUACUAGGAGCUUGUGUAUAAUUAGUGUUUUUGUGUAUAAUAUGCUCGUACUUACAAAAUUUAAAAAGAUGUAAGGCUUGCCUAAGUUUUGCUAGAUAAAACAAAGAGUGAUAGAAUGAGUUGCAUUUAAGAAUCGUGUUUCCUUUAAUCUAAAUCAUCAUAGGUGAUGUGAAGCUAAAACAGAAGACAUCUGCAUGGGGCAGUUAUGUUUACAGCACUGCUAAAGGGUAAACAAGUAAACGGGCCAAAGAGAGUUUAGGAGUCGUAAAUGCAUAUAUUUGUAAACUGUUACCUGGAAAACUGAAUUUCUCCAUUAAGUUAACUUGGUGAGAAAUUAUUAGUUUGAGUUUGACCUGAUUUACAGAAAGAUACAGUAAACAUGGAAAUGGAAAAAACUGUAAACACAAAUAAAAAUUUACUGAGAAUAUUGUCUGGUUGUGCAAAUUGUUUAAAAUUUAGCAAUUCAGCAAAAACAGAAACUCCAUUAUCUGUCUC